AUGCCAUUCAAAAUCAUUGACAGAUCAGAUCUCAGUGCGCGCCAUGGCGUUGCGUACAAUGUCAGGACGAUUAAAGUUCCCGUGAUUAACCAGAUCGUUUCGUUGGCCAUUUUUCGCGGUUGCGGAGAUAUGAGUCCUCAUGUGCGCAAAGCUGCGGCCCUAGCCAUCCCAAAAUGUUAUAAUCUGGAUCCGUCGACGUUGCCUCAACUUUUGGAAUAUCUAUCUACGCUCCUAGGUGACAGCCAGUAUUUCGUAGUGGGACCCGCUGUCUCAUCAUUUCUUGAGGUGUGUCCUGACAGGAUUGAUUUGGUACACAAGCAUUAUCGCAACCUUGUUAGGAAGCUAGUGGAUAUGGAUGAAUGGGGACAACUUGCGACCCUACGGUUGAUGGUAGUCUAUGCUAGGAAAUGUUUUCCUAGGAGAACAGAAAAACUAAAGGCUUCCAAGCCUAAGGGUUUUUAUGAAGAGGAAGAUGAGGGGAAUGCAGAUGCCGAGGAAUCUGGUGAGGAGAUUCAGGUAAUCGACCCAGACCUUGACCUCUUGCUCAGGGCAUGCAAACCUCUACUCCAAAGUCGGAACGCCGCCGUCAUUGUGAGUGUCGUUCGACUGUUCCUAUAUGUUGGGACUAAUGCGUACCUUAACACUGCUGUUGGACCAUUAGUUGCCUUGUUGCGGGGUCCGCAAGAUAUACAAUAUGUCGCACUAUAUAAUAUCAUAUGUGUGGCCCUCAUCGACCCAAAUCCCUUCUUGAAGUACGCUUCGCAUUUCUUAAUACGCUCGUCUGAUCUGCCGCAUAUAUGGAGGUUAAAGCUAGAAAUCUUAACUCUCCUAUUCCCACACUGCGGACUUCACCUUAAAGGCAUCAUUCUCAGUGAACUGGAGCAUUUUUCCCAUGAAUCACAACCUGAACUCGUUCGAGAAAGUGUAAGGGCAAUUGGUAGAUGUGCUCAGAAUGACUCAGCCACAUCAGCGUGGUGCCUUCGAGUUCUGCUGAGCCAGAUAUCCAGUGCCGAUGAUAAUCUUGUCUCGGAAGCCUUAACCGUCAUUAGGCAUCUUAUCCAACAAGAUCCAGCAUCACACAAAAAGACAGUCGUUAUGCUAGCUAAACACCUCGACACGACGACCAGCCCCGAUGCAAGGGCCAGCAUAAUAUGGCUAGUGGGUGAGUUUGCAGGCAUUGACGUGGGCAACGAUAUUGCCCCAGAUGUCCUGCGGAUUCUUGUAAAGGGAUUCGCAGAUGAAUCCGAAACGGCGAAGCAACAAAUUGUCCUUUUAGGAGCUAAGGUCUACCUCCACCACCUGCUACAUAUCGCCGAGAACAUCGAAACAACAACCAAUAAUAUCGAAAACGAGAACCAUGGCAAUGACUGUGACAACGCUCCACAAACCCCAUUCCAAGCAGAACCUGGAGAUAAAGACUCCCUAAAAGUCCUAUGGGAAUACAUUCUCCUGCUAGCCCGCUACGAUAUCUCCUACGACCUUCGUGAUCGCGCCCGCCUCUACAAAUCUUUACUCGCAGUACCGAGUUCCACGCAACUAGCCAGCCUCCUCCUACUCGCCCCAAAACCGGUCCCUUUCACCCCCUCCCCAUCAGAAACGCGCAAGGACCUACUUCUCGGCACAUCUUCGCUUGUCAUAGGGCCCGAUGCUGGUAUCCACGGCUUGCGUGGUUACAAGCCUCUUCCCGAUUGGGUCCAUGCUGGGGAGGAGCCAGAUCCAAAACUUCGUGAGGAUGAGCUGAGCAAAGCUGGGCUUGUUGAGAAGGUGCAUCUGACGGCUGGUGAGAGGUUGGAUCAUGCACUCAAGGAACAUGAUGUUGGGACGGGUAGGGCUAAGCAGAAUGGGGUUGUGGUGGGGAAUGGGAAGAAGACGUUGGAUGAUUGGCUUGCGGAGGACAGUGAGGAGAGUGAUGAGGAGGAGGAGGAUGAGGAGGCGGAGGAGGAGGAGGAAGAAGAAGAAGAAAAAGAAGGAAGUACAGAUUACGAAAGUGAAGAGGAUGAGAAAUCGGAGGAUAGUCAAGAGGGAGAGAACGAGUCGGGGAAUGAGUCUGAAGAGGAUCACUGCAGAGAUGAUGAAAAUGCCGCUUUGCCACAUAAUUUUGCUUCACAUUCCAGUUCUGGUGGUGUGAGGAGUGACGUGGGUUUCAUUCAAUCAAGCCUUUUUCAGGAGCAUCCAAGAUAUCCCAAUAGAAAGCACACAGCAUCCCUUCCCUCACAACGCCCUUUGCGAGUCCCAUGGGGUAAUAUUCUCGGUAUGAUAUAA
Messenger RNA from Histoplasma mississippiense, 2262 nucleotides. RefSeq lists its product as hypothetical. The record is from RefSeq and is a predicted model, not a curated record. The transcript has 3 exons. NCBI's taxonomy places the organism in Eukaryota, Fungi, Ascomycota, Eurotiomycetes, Onygenales, Ajellomycetaceae. Bases 1 to 2262 code for a protein of 753 amino acids. Gene Ontology annotation, biological process: vesicle-mediated transport; intracellular protein transport. Gene Ontology annotation, cellular component: membrane coat.